UAAAUGUUGUCUUUAAAAUUAAACUAAAUAGGCUUCCUCACUAACUUUCAUUUUUGGACGUGAGGUUCAAAUGAACUGCAUGGCUCACAGAUCAAAGGUGCUCAUUUGCAUUAAUUAACGCAGCUGGAGUUAAAUAUUAGCCUUCAGGGCCAAUCAAAGCGAUCGAGCACAACACGAAGAUGAGAGAUCAAAGAGAGAUCAGAUCGAUCCCCCCCCACGCAGUAAUCUGAUUGGUUCAUGGUGUAAAACCAGGAUCAGCUCGAGUCCGGGCCUCAUCACAGCCUCAACUUCCACCGUCUGUCUCCCCUUUAGAGCUUUAAAACGACUCCAUCGGAUCACUCAUUUAAAUUAGAAAAAAAAAAUCUCAUUACAUAAGUAAGAUCUAAUGCACUUGGUAUGUGAGUGCGUUAAAAAACUCAGACUACAUACUGACAGCUUUCUUUGCUUGGGUGUUUUAUGGCGUCUCUGGCGCGGCUCUUAAAUGGGAUGUUUGAAUUUAUUGUUACAGCGCUGGACGCGUUCCCAGGAGGGCUGAAACGGGACAGGAGACGUAGCUGCUUGUCUGUUCACACGAGGAGGAUUUCUGGGCUGAAAACGCAGCUUGAACGUUUCAGAAUAAAAAGUUUAAAAAGCUGGGGGGUUUUUUGUUGUUUUUUUUAAUUCGCGCCACCGAAGGGAGGCGUCUUCUUAAAAGGCCCUUUCACUUGUCUAAAUCAACUUCAAAUGAGGGUCAGAAACAGAAAUAUUCCAAUCUUUUCCUCUCCUCAGCCACCUUAAUGUUUCGGGAUUUUCCCUGUGCUCUAACUGCCAUCCAAAAACCGUGUGUGAUCUUUAUCUCAGGGGCUUAUUAUCAUAUGAAACUGAGCUUGCAUGAUCAGCAGAAAGGGCUUGUAUUUCCUCACACACACACACACACACCACACACACACAGUGUGCAGAAAUGCUGUGCAGGGCGGUGUGAGCUGCAGAAACGCUGUCCACUCCGCAAAGCCUCCGUCACAUCAUCUGAUGCGGGAGCCGCUCGCCUCCUCUGCGGGGAUUCUUCUGACCUGGGAGGCUUUCCAGAAAGGCCAGAAGCCCAGGGCUCUCUGGAAACCUGCCAUGUGACAUUUGGCUGCCAGCGCUCCGUCAGAAGGUCAAAGGGGCCCCCGGUGCACAUUGCAUGGAAAUGCAGGAAAGCAGCUCUGCACACACCGUCCAGCGGCACCACCUCUUCAGCCAGGCUCUGGGUGAAGUCGGCGGCUUCGGCUGCUCACAGCACGCAGCCGCGCACCACCGACCGGCGCAAACGGACACGUUUGAGCGCGCGUUUCCCCGGAGGUCAAAGCAACAAAACCCCAAAGUUCCCAUGAGCAAAAAGGUUUUCCCCUGGAUGAAAGAGUCCAGACACUCAGACCAGAGACACGGCAGGAGGACCGCAGGCACCUCCGUCAACGACAAGUGCCCGAGCGCGAGCCCGGCCUCCAAGAGGACGCGCACCGCGUACACGAGCGCGCAACUGGUGGAGCUGGAGAAGGAGUUUCACUUCAGCCGCUACCUGUGCAGGCCGCGGCGGGUGGAGAUGGCCAGUCUGCUCAACCUCCAGGAGAGGCAGAUCAAGAUCUGGUUCCAGAACCGGAGGAUGAAGCAGAAGAAGGACGAGAGAGUGCAGGGCCUCACCAGCACCAGCACGACCUCCUCCUCCUCAUCCCCGUCGUCCCCCUCCGCCCCGGGCAGCCCCACGCUGUCGAGCCUGGGUUAUGUCCAUCUGGGCGGGGACUACCAGCCCGCCUCCCCUGCGCUCAAACCCCAACAACAGCAGCAGACCCAGCCGGCGUACCCGGCAGACUACUCCAAGUAUCCCGCUUCAGGCUUCACGCACGGCCCGCUGUUUAACGUGCAGUACAACACGCACGGCAGCUCACACACUGCAGACCCAGACGUGGAUCUUGACGGCUCAUAUUUCCCACAGAGCUGCACUCAGGACAGAAUCAUGCAAGCUCCAAAACUGACUCAUCUGUAGCAGACUGAAGAGCUCGACUCUCCAGAAAAAAACCUUCCCUUUAAUUUAUAAAAGACUUCACUCAUUUGUCUUGGUGCAUGCAUCUGCAUUAUUUAUUUGGCUAAUUAAUCCAACUAUUAGUCUUAUUUAUUCGUAUUUAUACAUAUUUAUCCAUCUUGUGCGUUUUAUAUUUAUUGUUGUGUCAUGGCGUCUUUGAAUCAUUUUUUUCAGAGACAUUAGGAAAUGUUUUAGAUUAAAAUGUUGCUGCAGCUACAAGUGAUCUGUCAAGAUUUCCUCUCCAGAGCAAAACAGACAGUACACAAAGACGACAGGCGACUGUAACGCAGCCAAAACGUAGGAAGAAAAUGCUAAAUUUCUCCCUUUUUGGUUAAAGUUUAAUUAGCACUUGAGGUCUGCUCUAACAGCACAUUAACGCUUUCUUAAUUACGGAUGAGUGUGGACGUGAUAGGCCUUUGGAAGAUAUUAGCCCAGUCUUGGUGUCGUUAAACUCUCAAGCGCGAGAAAAAGAAGCCUGAAAAUAAACUGUAUGCUUCUUAAACGUGUCUUUGUUCUUUUAUGGGCAAAGUGGGCCACACAAGCUGUCAGUCUCUUAAAAAGAGCGCAUGAUGGAUGAAUCCACUGCGCUGCUCCCGAGU
Molecule: messenger RNA, 2637 nt
Organism: Scatophagus argus
Lineage: Eukaryota; Metazoa; Chordata; Actinopteri; Scatophagidae
Product: homeobox protein Hox-D3-like
Exons: 3
Coding region: 1163-2002 (279 amino acids)
Biological process (GO): regulation of transcription by RNA polymerase II
Cellular component (GO): nucleus
Molecular function (GO): RNA polymerase II cis-regulatory region sequence-specific DNA binding; DNA-binding transcription factor activity, RNA polymerase II-specific
Source: RefSeq, a predicted model, not a curated record